Acanthamoeba castellanii str. Neff is the source of this 1350-nucleotide messenger RNA. RefSeq names its product ATPase/histidine kinase/DNA gyrase B/HSP90 domain containing protein. Gene Ontology annotation, molecular function: phosphorelay sensor kinase activity. The record is from RefSeq and is a predicted model, not a curated record. The transcript is spliced from 11 exons. Lineage: Eukaryota; Discosea; Longamoebia; Acanthamoebidae. Gene Ontology annotation, biological process: phosphorelay signal transduction system; phosphorylation. The coding region runs from base 1 to 1350 and encodes 449 amino acids.
AUGUUUUCCUAUGUCUACGAGGCCAACCGCGCACAGGAGCGCAUGAAGGAGGCACUCCACCUUCGGGAAAAGAUUAACGUGUCGCUGCGGCAGGCGACCAAAGCGAAGACGGCCUUCCUUGCCAACAUGAGUCACGAGUUGCGGACGCCGAUGCACGGAAUCAUUGCGAUGGCCAAGGACUUGAUGGAGAUGCCGCUCGAACAAGCCGCGAGCGAAUCGGCGCGCGUGAUCAGCGACUGUGCGGACCACUUGCUGGGCCUCGUCAAUGACAUCCUCGACUUUGCCCGCAUCGAAACCAAUCAGCUGGAGCUGGAAGUGAUUCCGCUGUCGAUGGUGAAGGAAGUGGAAAAAGCUGUGAGUCUCCACGCGGCGAUGGCCAAGAAGAAGCGCUUGAACCUGACUACUGAAAUCACCAUCUCGCAGCCGCUUCGCCUCGGAGACCCGCUGCGCUUUAGGCAAAUAAUCAUCAAUUUAAUCACCAACGCUCUCAAGUUCACGCCCGAGGGAGGUCACGUGAUCGUGUCGGCCUCCUCCAGCAGCGUCGAGCCCGAGAUCAUCUCUGUGAGCGUCAAGGACACGGGGAUCGGGAUCCCAGCUCAGGGCCUGGAGCACAUCUUUGAGUUAGAUGCGAGCGUGGGUCGUAAGUUUGGCGGCUCUGGUCUCGGCCUCGCUAUCAGCAAGAAGCUCUGCCGGGCAAUGGGCGGCGAUAUCAAUGUAGUGAGCGAGGUGGGCCAGGGCUCCGUGUUCACAUUUACUGUGCGCCUGCCGGUCGCCGAUCCGAGCACGCCGACCAUAGCUCACGACGUCGUAGAUUCUGCGUUGGCCGGUUUGCUCGAGGGAAAGAAGGUGCUGGUGGUGGAGGACAACCUGGUCAACCAGAGGGUGGCCACCAAGAUGCUCAAGUCUCUCGGAUGCUCCGUCACUAUGCCCAUCAUGGACGGCUUCCAGGCCACAGCCCGCAUUCGCCACAUCGAACACCACCGCGCCCAAUCCCGGGCCACGAGCAGCGAGUCUCAGCACCACGACCUUCGACGGCGCGACGGCCUCGAGGACAAGGGCAGCGAGGCACAAGGAGAGUCGGCACUGCGAUCAUCGCAGGAGCGGGUGCCGAUCAUCGCGCUCACUGCGUCGGCGACCUACGACUACCAGGCCCAGUGCCUGGAGAAGGGCAUGGACCGGUUCCUCACCAAGCCGCUCAAGAAGGAGACCCUCCAGCGCGUGCUCGCCGACUUCCUCGAGGGCCCUCGCUCUGGCUCCGCCUCGCCCCUCCCAGCGCCGCUCUUCUCGUCCUCCGCCACACCAGCGUCCACGCAACUGCGGCACCGCCGGCGGAUGUCCAUCGUCGAGUAG